Molecule: messenger RNA, 401 nt
Organism: Dalotia coriaria
Lineage: Eukaryota; Metazoa; Arthropoda; Insecta; Coleoptera; Staphylinidae
Exons: 3
Coding region: 28-360 (110 amino acids)
Biological process (GO): sensory perception of taste
Cellular component (GO): membrane
Source: RefSeq, a predicted model, not a curated record
GUGUUUAAUAUUUACCUAUUACUGACAAUGGAGAAUCACGCACGAGUGGAGUGGAUGCUGCAAUUGCGCGUUUACAUCAUCCUGGGCAGUAUGUUUUACCUGGUUCAGCUAGUCGACUCAAUUAAUCAUAGCGAUGAUAUCACUUCGUUUCUGUUCCGUUAUCCAAUCAGCAAGUUGACGCCGUCGGAAGCAGCGCAAAUCGAAAUUCUUCUGACGACGCUUCAUACGCAAAAGCCAAUUCUUAAAGCUUCGGGUAUAUUCACGAUUGGAACACGAUUAAUGGCAUCAAUUACUGGCACAGUGAUUACCUACGUCUUGGUCGCGUUACAGUUUCACGCUUCCUGGAACCAAGAUCAAUAAUCACAAUAAAAUGGAAUCCAUCAAACACCGAUCACCGCCCG